CUAAAUUUGGGGGAGAAAAAAUAUGAGAAACAAUUUUUGAGUAACAUUUUCUUUUCCUGUGCAGCCGAUCCGUUGAAUUCCUUUAAAUACCCUUUCCCCCACCCUUUAUUUUUCCCUCCCCUCCUCGUUCUCUUCUCUUCCACCAUACAACAUGAACAAAUAAAAUAUACACAAUAUAUAUACACACAUAUAAUUUUUUUAGAGUGAGUUAACUAGCUCACUCUAUUUAAUCAACCACAGUACAAUGUCAGCUUGUUGCAAUGAUGAUCCCCGCAUCCAUGACAUCAAAUCUAAAAUCCGGGUUGUUCCCAAUUUUCCCAAACCAGGGAUUAUGUUUCAAGAUAUAACUACACUGCUAUUGGAUCCAAAAACAUUCAAGAACACAGUGGAUUUGUUUGUUGAGAGAUACAAGAACAAGAACAUUUCUGUUGUUGCUGGUAUAGAGGCUCGUGGUUUCAUAUUUGGUCCUCCCAUUGCAUUGGCGAUAGGAGCAAAAUUUGUUCCCUUGAGAAAACCUAGGAAGUUGCCUGGCGAAGUUAUAUCAGAAGAAUAUACUCUAGAAUAUGGAAGAGACUGUCUUGAGAUGCACAUUGGAGCAGUUGAACCUGAUGAACGAGCUCUGGUGGUUGAUGAUUUAAUUGCCACCGGAGGCACUCUUUGUGCUGCUAUGAAUUUACUGGAGCGUGCUGGUGCCGAAGUUGUUGAAUGUGCAUGUCUGAUUGAACUACCAGAUUUAAAGGUAUAACUGAGGAUGUCUGGAUCGUGACUGUUAUCUUACAGCUAAAAUGUCAAAGGAUAGUAAUUAGCCUUAAGAAACACCUUCACCAAAAUGUUUAGAAGAUACUGUCACCAAUUAUUAUGAGCAUAUAGUACUGGAGGCUGAUCUAUAUAAGCUAGGCAUUCAGAACCAAAAUACAUAUAUGAGAGUUUGCAUCUUAUUUUAAUACCAUCUUGAUGAUGCCUUCAAAGCACUAUAAUGUACAAGAUAUUGGCUAUUUAGAGAAGGUAUAGAAAUUUGAUAGUAAAAUCACUUUUGGAUCCCAGUUUUUUAUAUACAAGUGGACUUGCAUAUUUUAG
This is a messenger RNA of Daucus carota subsp. sativus, 1077 nucleotides long. RefSeq names its product adenine phosphoribosyltransferase 3. Gene Ontology annotation, molecular function: adenine phosphoribosyltransferase activity. The transcript is spliced from 6 exons. The record is from RefSeq and is a predicted model, not a curated record. The coding region runs from base 245 to 745 and encodes 166 amino acids. Gene Ontology annotation, cellular component: cytosol; cytoplasm. Lineage: Eukaryota; Viridiplantae; Streptophyta; Magnoliopsida; Apiales; Apiaceae. Gene Ontology annotation, biological process: adenine salvage.